GUCUGAGUACAGUGAGGGCGCUCGGACCAUCAUGACACAGGGAUAACUCACGGCACACAGAAGACUCCCAUUUCGCAAACCAUGAUGAAAUCACUGAUUACUGUGUGUCUUCUAGUGUUUUGUAAAAAUGCUGAUGGCGCUUGCACCUUCCCGUCUGACCUCACAGGGUCAUGGGUCACCUCGACGAUGGGCACGAUCACAUUUACGACAUCCCAGGUGACGAUCCCGUCAGUCUACACCUUCGGCAACCUCGUCUUCGACUGUGACACGCUAGAUGGCACACAGUAUCUACUCAGGUCAACAACGACAGUGUCGGUCCUCAAUAAUCAGCUCGACGUCGUCACCUGCUUCAACGACAUCACCAUGCUCACCACCAGUAUCAAGUACAAACUCCAGCAUGCAACGACUACACUGAAUGAUGCGAGCAACUGGCGCAUAAAGGUCCUCCCCACAGGGACAACGCUCAGCGCCAGCACCCUCUGUGACGUGACAACCCCAUACGCCACCGGCAGCGAAGACAUCCUCAUCAAAGAUGGUUCAGCCAGCAGUGCCUACAGCCAGUGUCCAGACGCAUUAUUGGGGAAGUUCGCCUACACAUACGACGCCGGAAGCGGAGACGUGUGCUCUAGCGGCUCCAACCUCGACGUCUGUACCGACCUCACAGCCAUGACCUUCAACCUCUCCACCUGCAGUCAGAAGGUCGCAUUCUCCAGUGGGGGCGUGGUCAACUGUGUGUACAACCAGACCGACACGUCCACGUCUACAACAUACGUCAUCGUCUACAACAACGACACCACCACUGACGAGAGCUCAACGUACAGAUAUACGUGUUUGGCCGUCUCAGAGACCGGAAGUGUUGUCAACGUCAGUGAAAGCGCCCAGAUCUGCCAGGGCAACCAGACCUCAACCUACGUGGCUACCGGAGCCACACUUCAGCUGACUGCUAACCAGACCUGUGUUCCCUUUGACACGACGACGACUUCGACAACGGCUGCGACCACCACCCCCGUUGCUGCUCCUCUCACCGGUAACACUGCAGGCAUUGCUGUUGGUGUAUCCUUCGCAAUCAUCAUGAUCACACUCCUAGUUGUCUUGUUCCUGUUCCUGUUCUGUGGGAAGAAAAGGAUGAGGCUGUACAAGACCAUUUGUGGCGGGAAAUGUUUCACCGUCUGCACCGAGACUCACUCCUGUAUGCGAUGGAGCUUGUUCCAAUGCUGCGGAUGUCUGUCGUGGACGAAGGCGAUGCUAAUGAAAUGCUAUGACUGUUGCUGUCCCGAGUGUAGUCAAGGGAGAGUUGAGCCAUCGAGUGACGAUGUGGAGGCCAAUAUUGUCGUGACGAUCACUCCACCUGCGGAUGAAAUGAAGGACUCCUUCACGCCGUUGCCACCUAGUGUCGAGGAAGUGGGGCCAGUAGACGCGCAAGGAAACCCACGUCGUCUUCCUCCUCUUGAUCCCAAGACAUCACCCAUGACAGUGAUUGAAGAGGAGUCUGAAGACGUGCCGAGUUCUCCCACCAAGCUCCCGGGCAUCUCGCCCCGCACUGAUGAACCGGAACCCGCACAGGAUGGUGCUGACGGCAAGAUGGAGCCGGAGGAGAGAGUGGAAGUGAUGAAGGUUGACGAGUUUUUGGUAGCUGUAGCUGGAGAACAAGUUCAAGGUCAAGAAACGGAAGGGGAGGUAACUACGGUGAAAGAGCUGUCGGAUGUGCAGGUGGCGGAUGUAGUCCAAGGUGGCUCGGAGGCGGUUCAGUCAGGGAAUGAGCAAGAAAGCAUCCCAACUGAAGUAGAUGCAGCUCCAGUUCCACCCGAAACCGCCCCGGAUGAGUCAGGCGCCACCCCGGUCCCACCCGAAACAACCCCGGAUGAGUCAGGCGCCACCCCGGUCACACCUGAAACCGACCCGACCCAACCUGAAACCACCCCAGCCCAACCCGAAACCACCCCGGUCGAACCUGAAACCGACCCGGCCCAACCUGAAACCACCCCGGCCCAACCCGAAACCACCCCGGCCCAACCUGAAAUAGCUCAAUCCACCGAUCAGCCAGAGACUCCCUCAGAGACAACCUCGGCUCAACCUACUCAGCAAACAACGGCUGCUAGGGAACUAGACUUAGAACCAGUGGAGCAUUCUACACCAAGAGAAUGAGAGACAGCAUUUGCUCCCUUUUAAAAGGGGCCAAACCAAUACUCGUGUUUCAGGGAACAUGAUCACAACAUAUAGGUAGAACAUUUGUUUAUAUAUCAAUAUUGAUGAGUUUUCUUGAACAAUAGUUACUAGUGGAUAGCAAUGUCAGGGCCACAGAUGAAAUGACCCUUCACCGGAAACACAAGUAUUGUUUGUUGGCUGGGCGUGCGGUCUCAAUUAUCUACACAUUUUUAUAAAUUGUAGGUUGUGAUGUGAUAAUGUGACAGAAGUCACUCGUCUUCCAGAACGAGUAAACUAUUCCACAUAUUGGGACGUAUGUUUGGUACCAAGUAAAAGGGUCUUUGCUUUGCUCCAAAAUGUCUCCGACAUUUAAUGACAAGGAAUUGCUGACAAGCUGUCACACGUCGAUGUGUAAAAUACUUGUUCGUUUUUUUGUGGGUUUUCAUUUUGAUGUUCCUCGUUCAGUGUUUAGGUGCCAUGUUAAUACGGAGGCAGGAACCUUGUUCGCUACAUUAACAUUAAAUACCUGUAUUGAACAUUUUCGAUCAGAGAGCAUUGCCAGUCGUUGUUUCAUGUCUUUCGUCACAAAGCAGAUUCCUUUCGAUGGUUCAACGUUCGUUUCGUGACUAUGUCUAUGUUUUUGAAGUGCCUAACAUUUCACAAGAUCGAUAGUUUGAUCGUUUUGAUCAAACCUUUUCGAACUUAUUUUGUUUUAUUGAAUAUUUAUUAAAUGUUUUAUUUUUAAUAUUUAUAUUGCAUAUGUUUAUCAUGCAAGUUUGUGAAUAUAUGCAAAUGUUCUUUUUAUGCAAAUGGUCAUUAUGCAUUUUGUCUAAAUGAUUAUGUAAAUAUGUAAAGUGAAAAACGAUAUAUAUUUAAUAUAUUCGUGCCCCAAAGCAAAAACUGUGAUAGUUUGCAAUGAUAUAAUUAUGAGAGUGAGUGUUACUUUCCAGCGUAUGUGCUCAUGUAUAUAGUGUUUGCUGUGGUUGUUGGUAUUAUUGAUGUUUGAGAGUGAAUUGGUUCAUUUUAGCGUAUGUAGUCUUGUACAUAGCGUUCGCAUUUUACAGGUUCACCUGUACCCCAAAGCAAAACUGUGAUAGUUUGUAUUAUAGAAUUUUGAGAGUGAAAUAUUAAUUUUGUCAUAUAUAAAUGUAUCUAGUCUCGAUUGGCUUGUGUCGUAGAGAUAAUGUGUUGUUCCAUAACCCCAAAGCAAAACUGUGAUAGCUUGUAUAUAAGGGUUUGAGAGUGAAAUAAUAUUGCUUUUAUGAUAAUGUGUAUAUUAUUUGUAUUGUAGCAGUGUUGUUGUAUAACGUACAAGUAUUUGGCAAUAGGGUAGAGAAGUGGUGAAAGCGUUCGCUCGUCACGCCGAAGGCCUUGGUUUGAUUCCCCGUAAGUGUAUAUGGUUUAACGCCGCUUUUAGAAAUAGUCAAGCGAUAUCACCAGAUAUGGUCUUCACACAUUGUACCCAUGUGGGGAACUGAACCCGGACCUUCGGCGUGACGAGCGAACGCUUUAACCAGUUGGCUACCCUACCGCCCCGGGUACAAGUCGUGAUAUUGCUGGAAUAUUGUUAACAGCGGCGUAAAACCAUACUCACUCACUACCACAUCAACACGGUGUUAGCAUGUAAUACAGGGAUGUGUUUAUUCAGUUUCAGUACAUGUAUAGUGUUGACCUAGACCUGCUCAUGAUGUAGUGAUUCAUAUGUCAUUUUCCUGGUGGACGUAGAUAUGCAUAUAUUUUUGUAAUAAAGUUUCUAUGUUUGAAA
This is a messenger RNA of Haliotis rufescens (red abalone), 3910 nucleotides long. RefSeq names its product cell wall adhesin EAP1-like. The transcript has 9 exons. The record is from RefSeq and is a predicted model, not a curated record. The coding region runs from base 82 to 2145 and encodes 687 amino acids. NCBI's taxonomy places the organism in Eukaryota, Metazoa, Mollusca, Gastropoda, Lepetellida, Haliotidae.